AUGUCAGACAAGAAGGAUGUAUUAGAGUUGGCUCAUUGUUUACAAUGUUAUUGGGAUCAAAAAGAUACCAUUGAAGAACUUCGUACCUAUAUUAACAAUUUCAAUAAAGCAAUGGAUUGUGUACAUGAAAAUCGUGCAAAAUUACCAAAAUUUAAAGAGUUUCUAGAGAAAUGUCAAUUUUCUGAACAAUGUAAAAGUGAAACAAUCGAUAGUUAUUUAAUUAGACCCGUUCAAAGAGUACCACGUUAUAUUCCACUCUUAACUGAUCCAUUAAAUCAUACAGUUGAUACUUUGGAAAGAGUUGCAAUUCAAGAUGUCCUAAAAAGAACAAAACAAAUCACUGAUCAAUUAAAUGAAUCAAAGAGAAAACCUGAGAAUGUUUCAAAAACUUUAUUACUUCAAGAAAAUAAUAAUAAUAAUAAUAAUAAUAAUAAUAAUAAUAAUAAUAAUAAUAAUAAUAAUAAUAAUUUAAAUACAAGUAAUUCCAAUAAUGUAACAACAACAACAACAACAAAUUUAAAUAUAAUUAAUAGACAAUUAAUUAAAGAUGGAUUAAUGAUGGAAAGUAGACAUUUUUAA
Molecule: messenger RNA, 579 nt
Organism: Dictyostelium discoideum AX4
Lineage: Eukaryota; Evosea; Eumycetozoa; Dictyosteliales; Dictyosteliaceae
Exons: 1
Coding region: 1-579 (192 amino acids)
Source: RefSeq, a predicted model, not a curated record